UCUCCAGCUCCCUCCUCUCCCUUUGUCAUUCUAGCUGCCUGCUGCCUCUGCAGCGUCCCUCUUGUUUUCUCUGUCUUAACUGCCAGCGCUUUAGACACACAGGGUGCGCAAAGCAGAGGAUUAGUUGGGACCAGCCUUGGUGACUCCAUGGCAUCCCCCAGAACCGUAACUGUCGUGGCCCUCUCAGUGGCCCUAGGACUCUUCUUUGUUUUUAUGGGGACUAUCAAGUUGACCCCCAGGCUCAGCAAGGAUGCCUACAAUGAGAUGAAACGUGCUUACAAGACCUAUGUCCGAGCACUUCCUCUGCUGAAGAAAAUGGGAAUCAAUUCCAUUCUCCUCCGUAAAAGCAUUGGUGCUCUUGAGGUGGCCUGUGGCAUUGUCAUGACCCUUGUGCCUGGACGUCCCAAAGAUGUGGCCAACUUCUUCCUGCUUUUGCUGGUGUUGGUUGUGCUCUUCUUCCAUCAGCUAGUCGGUGAUCCUCUCAAACGCUAUGCCCAUGCCCUGGUGUUUGGAAUCCUACUCACCUGCCGCCUGCUGAUUGCCCGAAAGCCUGAAGACCGGUCUUCUGAGAAGAAGUUCUCACCCCAAGGAAACAUAGGAAAUGCGGGGAAAGCAGAGGAGCAGCCCUCCUUAUAUGAGAAGGCCCCUCAGGGCAAAAUGAAGUUGUCAUAGAAAAGUGGAAGUGCAAAAAGUGGACCUUCCAGGCAGUUGCCUCCAUGAUACCCAGGAAGAUGUCACUGUGUGUUUUUCAUUUGCUUUAUUUAUCUUGGGGGGGGGGGGUGAAGGGAAAAUAUAAUCUACAAGUUAAUGGCCCUGUUAGUUUGUGUACACCUAUACCCUAAAAUGACCUCCCCACAUAGACAGACAUAUGUGCACCAUCUUUAAUCACUCUGGGGAACUCUCACAUCUUGCUGCAUGUACAUGUAUAUGGCUAACUACUGAAGUGUUUUUGUGAGAUGGACUCCAGCAAGCAUGUGACUGUGAGACUGUAUGUGUGGGAAAAUGUAUUUACUGUGUGUGUGCAUGCACAUGCGGAGGAAAAGGCUCUGAUCUUGAACUAAUCCUGCAUAGGUAUCCUUCCCUUUAUAAACCCAGUUUAGUGAAGACAGAAUAACAUAAAUCUCCUAUAAAGAGAAUCUACUUUUGGUAUCAAACAAAUGAUGUAUUCCCAUGGGAUGGAGGAAUCCCUUGAUAAAUUAAACUGAAAACUUAAACCUACCACUUAAAGAAAAAGGUCAUUCAACUUAAGGCACUGAGUUAUAUGUAAAAUUAAUUUGCCUAUACUUUUAACAGUUGUUUAAAUUUUAAAUACUCCAUAUUGAGUUUAAUUAAAAUAAGGAAUAUAUGCAGUCAAUAGAUAAUCUAGUUCUUCAAGUGAUGAAAUUGGAAGUAUUAUUCUCAGCAGCUAACCAGGAUUUGACAGCUUCUCCACUGUUGUGGCUGAGGGAGCAGGGAUUAGUCUUGUUAGAAGUCUGUGAAUCUCAAACUGUUCUCUUAAAUCAUGUGAAAUUUGACCGAAGAGUUGUACCCAGUGUUUUCCUGACAAAUAGAUUCACUACUCCUAUUGAAUUUUCAUUGAACUUUGCUAGUGUAAGCAGAGAUCUAAGUUACCCCCAAUGUUGUCGCCUCUGCACUUCUUUAUUAUUCCAGUGGGUGGAGUUUAGUUGAGGGAAGGACAUUUGAUAUGGGCUAGUUGGAUCCAGCAGUAUGAAAAUUUGCUUUCUUCAUUACAUACUGAUGUUUCCUCUUGUUAGAUGUGCUUUGAUGGUUUUGAUAUUAUUGUGCCAGGAAUGGGAAAAGGGGUGGGGGUGUUUUGUGUGUGUGGAGUAAAUUAUUGUAUUUCUUCAAUGUCAUUGUUCUUAUUAAUUGAUACCUCUCUGUCUUAUUUCUCUCAUUCUUUCAAAAU
Myotis daubentonii (Daubenton's bat) is the source of this 1906-nucleotide messenger RNA. RefSeq names its product transmembrane protein 35A (gene TMEM35A). Gene Ontology annotation, molecular function: acetylcholine receptor regulator activity. The record is from RefSeq and is a predicted model, not a curated record. NCBI's taxonomy places the organism in Eukaryota, Metazoa, Chordata, Mammalia, Chiroptera, Vespertilionidae. Gene Ontology annotation, cellular component: endoplasmic reticulum. Gene Ontology annotation, biological process: chaperone-mediated protein complex assembly; positive regulation of protein localization to cell surface.